This is a messenger RNA of Epinephelus lanceolatus (giant grouper), 1084 nucleotides long. RefSeq names its product proteasome 20S subunit alpha 1 (gene psma1). Lineage: Eukaryota; Metazoa; Chordata; Actinopteri; Perciformes; Serranidae. Gene Ontology annotation, cellular component: proteasome core complex, alpha-subunit complex; proteasome core complex. The record is from RefSeq and is a predicted model, not a curated record. Gene Ontology annotation, biological process: ubiquitin-dependent protein catabolic process.
UCCAGGAAAAUAAAUCGAGUAGAGAUCAGCUCAGCCGGAGGAGAGCAGAUCGUGUGUCUGAAGCAAAGAUGUUCCGCAACCAGUACGACAACGACGUGACGGUAUGGAGCCCACAGGGCCGGAUCCAUCAGAUCGAGUAUGCCAUGGAGGCAGUGAAACAAGGCUCUGCAACUGUAGGACUCAAAUCCAAAACCCAUGCAGUCCUGGUGGCUCUGAAGAGAGCUCAGUCUGAACUGGCUGCUCACCAGAAGAAGAUCCUCCAUGUUGACAACCACAUCGGCAUCUCCAUCGCUGGACUGACUGCUGAUGCCAGACUGCUCUGCAACUUCAUGCGUCAGGAGUGCUUGGACUCAAGGUUUGUGUUCGACAGGCCCCUCCCCACAUCUCGUCUCGUCUCUCUUAUUGGCAGCAAAACCCAAAUCCCGACACAGAGAUAUGGAAGGAGGCCGUACGGCGUAGGACUCCUCAUUGCUGGCUAUGAUGACAUGGGACCUCACAUCUUCCAGACGUGCCCGUCAGCCAACUACUUUGACUGUAAAGCCAUGUCCAUCGGCGCGCGCUCUCAGUCUGCACGCACCUACCUGGAGAGGUUCAUGGAGAAGUUCUCUGACUGUAAUCUGAAUGAGCUGGUGCAGCACGGCCUGCGUGCUCUCAGAGAAACUCUUCCCACUGAGCAGGACCUCACCACCAAGAACGUGUCCAUCGGCAUCGUGGGGAAGGACAUGGAGUUUGUCAUCUAUGAUGAUGAUGAUGUUGCUCCGUUCCUGGAGGGACUGGAGGAGAGGCCACAGAGGAAGGUCGCUCAGCCUGCAGAUGAACCUCCCGCCGCCGGAGAGGCGCCUGACGAGCCCAUGGAGCACUGAGACGUUCUGUUAGUUAACUUCCUGUCAUCAGAGGGGGCGGGCACAAACCCAGGCCAACCUGACACUGAACUGUAACUCAGUAAAUAUGAGGGGGGGUGUUGUUGUUGUGACGUGCCACUCGCUGAACUGUCAAUCCAAAAUAUUCUGCAAACAUCAGUGUGAUGUUGCUUUUGUAUGAGCAGUCGACCAUUAUACAACUAAUAAAGUCUUUUUUUGAAUUA